AUGCCCGCCCGCCAAGCCAAACGCCCCUACGCCGGCUCCCAAUCCCAAAUAACCUCCUAUUUCACUCCCGGCACCACAUCACUCCCUGCACCCCCUCCUCCCUCUCAAUAUCAACCACCCACUCUCCCAAAUCCCAUCCAAUCCUCCCUCUUAUCCGUCGGCAUGCGCAUCCGCAAAUCCGUUCCCGAAGGAUACAAAACCGGUUCCUAUUCCGCCUUCAAUCUAUUCUCCGAUGUCACACCCGCCACAAAGUCAAACUUCGCAUCCGCACCCCCCUCUUCCACACCCGCAGCACCGAAAUACAAAGGAACAAGACCUCGUGCUGGAAUUAGGGAAUUGACACCUUUCUGCGGGUUGAUGAAGGUUGGGGGAAUGAGCGUACAAGGAUACGAUGAAUCCGGAGAGGCAAUUGAAGAUGAAGAUGAGGAGGACUAUGAACAAAGAAUCUGGGAUAGCAGUCAAGAGAGCAAUGAUAGUGUCGGAAGUCACGGGGGUGUUACUGGGGCCAAGAGACGAUUUGUUGACGAAGAAGAGGGAGAAAAUGUAUUCGGACAGGGUGCAAAUGAGGGAAGAGCUUUGAUGGAUGUUGGAGAUAGAAGAAUUGCGAUGCCGAUGUCUAGGAAGAGUGAGAAGGGUAGAGGAAGUGGGAUGAUGAGGUUUGGUGGAGGUGAGAAUGCGGAUGUGGAUUUUGGAGAAGCCGACUUUUUGGAUUAUGAUUUAGCAGACGAGGUUCAAAUGGGCGGUGUCUAA
Messenger RNA from Botrytis porri, 750 nucleotides. RefSeq lists its product as uncharacterized. NCBI's taxonomy places the organism in Eukaryota, Fungi, Ascomycota, Leotiomycetes, Helotiales, Sclerotiniaceae. The coding region runs from base 1 to 750 and encodes 249 amino acids. The transcript has a single exon. Gene Ontology annotation, molecular function: ribonucleoside-diphosphate reductase inhibitor activity. The record is from RefSeq and is a predicted model, not a curated record. Gene Ontology annotation, cellular component: nucleus; cytoplasm.